GUCAAUUCUCCAAUUAAAAAGGCAGGUAGCAAGAGAUCGAAGCGAUCGAAGAGAGAUGGACAUGGUGGCAGGAUUGGUGGAUGAGAAGCCAUUGGUGAUCUUCAGCAAGAGUUCAUGUUGCAUGAGUCACUCAACAAAGUCAUUCCUACGUGGGUUUGGGGCAAACCCUACAGUUUACGAGCUGGAUCAAAUGCCGAACGGGCAGCAAAUCGAAAGGGCGCUGCUGCAGCGGGGUUGCAGGCCAAGUGUACCAGCUGUGUUCAUAGGCCAAGAGUUGGUGGGAGGUACGAACACAGUCAUGAGUCUCCAUGUACAGAACAGGCUUGUCCCUUUGCUCAUGAGAGCUAAAGCUAUUUGGAUUUGGAACGAUCGAUGAUGAUUAGUAGCAUAGACUUACUAUGCACACCCAGCAGAUGUACUGAUAAAAUGGCCGGCCUCUAUCCAAUAUAGGAGGCUCGGUCCAUAUCUUUUUGUACUUCGAUUUG
This is a messenger RNA of Prunus mume (Japanese apricot), 485 nucleotides long. Its product is annotated as monothiol glutaredoxin-S1-like. The record is from RefSeq and is a predicted model, not a curated record. NCBI's taxonomy places the organism in Eukaryota, Viridiplantae, Streptophyta, Magnoliopsida, Rosales, Rosaceae.